AUGGCUAAGAAUGCUGCUUUCGAGAGUUUAUACACUACCUUAGAUAAUAAAUGUAGGGAUAAAAAGUUGUACAUGCUAGCCAAGGUUAGGGAGAGGAAGACUCUGGACCAGGAGUAUGUGAAGUGUAUUAAGGAUGUGGAUGGCAAAGUUUUGGUGAAAAAGGAUCAUAUUAGAAAAAGAUGGCAGUCUUCCUUCCAUAAGCUCCUGAUUGAAAGAACGAAUACUAGCAUUUUGUUAGGGGAUUUGAAGCAUUCCGAGAGGUUUUGCGAUUAUGGUUAUUGUAGGUGCAUUAGGGUUGAUGAGGUGAAAGGGGAUAUUCGUAGGAUGCGUAGAGGGCGCUCGACUAUUGAUGCCAUCCAUCUCGUUAGGAGACUGGUGGAGCAGUAUAGGGAAAGGAAGAAGGAUUUGCAAAUCGUGUUUAUUGACUUAAAGAAAGACUAUGAUAAAGUUUCCAUGGAGGUUCUUUGGAGCUGUGUUGAAGCUAGAGGCAUACCCAUAGUGUAUGUUAGGGUGAGUAGGGAUAUAAAUGAUGGAUCCAAGACUCAGACCUUAGACUUCACUAGUCAGUUCUGCAUUUUUGCCCUUAAGCUUUACAUUUUCUGCUGCAAGUUCUUCAGUGGCACCAUGUCACUUAUAGGGCAACUUCUGAUUUCGUAA
Messenger RNA from Capsicum annuum, 657 nucleotides. RefSeq lists its product as uncharacterized. Bases 1 to 657 code for a protein of 218 amino acids. Lineage: Eukaryota; Viridiplantae; Streptophyta; Magnoliopsida; Solanales; Solanaceae. The record is from RefSeq and is a predicted model, not a curated record. The transcript has 3 exons.